CUACACGUACGGCCGGGCAGUAAAAAGUGGGCACAAGUGGGCACUGACUACGAUUGGCAACACUUAAAUACACCGCAAGCAGACAUUGUUAAGCAAUUGAUAAAUACAUAUAAAAUACCAAAACUGAUUGUAUAUAACGGAGACUUCGAUUCAAUUUGUAAUUUCAUUUCAAAUCAACGGUUUGUCUCGAGUCUAGGCUUUCAAAAGGCCGGUCAUUACAGGGAGUGGACAGUCGACGGAACCAGUGAUGGAGUGAUCGGAGGUUUUAUACAGAACUACGAAAAGGGAUUGAGUUUUGUGUUGGUUAGAGGGGCCGGACAUAUGGUGCCCACCGAUAAGCCUGAGGCCGGACUGCAAAUCCUUAAAUCAUUGCUUGGAUUAGCAAAAUUGUAAAGUCUAUAAAAC
This is a messenger RNA of Medioppia subpectinata, 405 nucleotides long. The record is from the annotation of a GenBank genome assembly. NCBI's taxonomy places the organism in Eukaryota, Metazoa, Arthropoda, Arachnida, Sarcoptiformes, Oppiidae.